CUGAUCUUCUCUUUGUUGAAGUUCUUAUCAUUUUUAGCCGAUCAUCGUUCGCUUGAUUCGAGCUGAGAUUUAGGCUUUCAAUCGCUAUUGUGUUCUUGAUCCUUUUGUAAUUUUUUUCUGCAUUUAAUCUCGUUCGAUCAGAAACCCUGAGAUUGGAGAAGAUUUAGGGUUUUUCCCCUCUUUCAUCUUCAUCAUAUUGAUCUUAUACCUAUUCCCCUCUACUGUUUACUGUGAGUUUUUGGUUUCCUUUUCCAUAAGACUAUAAUUAUCGAUUCCAAUUUCCGCUUUUGUGUGAGGAUUUUUGUUCGAAUUCGUCGUCUUGAUAAAGAUGUUGGAGAAGAUUGGAUUGCCUCCGAAGCCAUCAGUAAGAGGAAAUAAUUGGGUGAUCGAUGCGUCACAUUGCCAAGGAUGCUCUUCACAGUUCACUUUUAUCAAUCGCAAGCAUCAUUGCCGAAGAUGUGGGGGGUUGUUCUGUGGAAGUUGUACCCAGCAAAGAAUGUACUUACGAGGUCAAGGUGAAUCACCUGUUCGUAUUUGUGAACCCUGUAAAACUUUAGAAGAGGCAGCUCGUUUUGAAAUGCGAUAUGGACACAAGAAUAAAUCUAAAAGAGGGGCUCCAAAACUUGCAUCCGAUUAUGAGGAUGAUGUCUUGACCAAAGUUCUCGGUGACGGUGGAAAUGAAUCGGUUUCAUCAGAUAAAGAGUCGGUUCACUCGCUGCAACGAGCCACAAGUGCAUCAUGUUCGAAUAAUGACAUGGAGCUUGACCUCGAGUCAACUACUCCCGAAGAACUGAGACAACGAGCGGUGGAGGAAAAGAAAAAGUAUAAAGUUUUGAAAGCGGAAGGAAAGCCCGAAGAAGCCUUGAGGGCUUUUAAAAGGGGAAAAGAGCUCGAAAGACAAGCUGGAACUCUCGAGAUCGAAUUGAGAAAAAACCGUAGGAAGGCUCUUUCAUCGAGCAGUGCAAAUGAGAGCACAAAGGUUGGAGUGGGAAAACAGCCGAAAGAAAAGGAUGAUCUCGUUAGCGAACUCAGAGAACUUGGAUGGUCGGAUCUUGAUCUUCAUGAUGCUGAUAAAAAGCCCGUAAGCAUGACCUUGGAGGGCGAAUUAUCGACCCUACUCAAAGAAGUCUCUCAGAAGACUACUAAUCCCGAAAAGGGUAGUUUCGGUAUCGACAAAUCUGAGGUUGUUGCUAUCAAGAAAAAUGCACUCGCUCUUAAACGUGAAGGGAAGCUUGCUGAAGCCAAAGAAGAACUUAAGAGAGCCAAAAUACUCGAAAAGCAGAUUGAAGAACGGGAAUUGUUGGGUGAUGAUGAAGAUUCUGACGAUGAGUUCUCGUUGUUGGUUCGUAGCAUGGGUAUUGAUAAACAUGACGUUUUAGCAACUGGGAAUGAUCGGGAUCGUAACUUUGACUUUGACCAUCUUCUUCGUAUGGACGAUGUUCCCAAUAUCGAUGGUAACUUUGAAGUGACCGAAGAAGAUAUGGACGACCCCGAAAUAUCAGCCGCUUUGCAAUCUUUAGGCUGGACUGAAGAUCAUGCGGUUGAUAAUAAGGAGGCACGGUUAAGCGAAAUACGGUCGUUGAAAUUAGAAGCACUUAACAAGAAACGAGCCGGUAACACCGCAGAGGCGAUGGCAUUGCUAAAAAAGGCAAAAUUGCUUGAAUCCGAUCAAGAAAAUGAUGGUUUGCAUCAAGGUUCCGCAGCUGCACCGUUGAAACUCGAUUCAGACCGUAAAACGGCACCGAAAAGCAAGUUAGCGAUUCAACGAGAGCUUCUUGCUUUGAAAAAGAAAGCUCUUGCUUUACGGAGGGAAGGGAAAACGGAUGAGGCCGAUCAAGAAUUAAUGAACGGGAAAGCUCUCGAACAGCAACUCGAAGAGUUGGAAAACGGUCCGAAAGUCAAACCAGCAGCAACUAAGGGUAUUGACCUUUCUGCACCGAUGGACGUUCAAGAUGAAGGCGAGGAUGUGACUGACACCGAUAUGAACGAUCCAUCGUAUCUAUCGCUUUUACAGAAUUUGGGUUGGAAAGACGAAGAUGAUGGAAAAGUUGAAGCAGCGGCCGAGCCCGAACCACCAAAACGGAAAAGUAAAACCGAGAUUCAAAGGGAGCUUUUGGCACUAAAACGAAAAUCGCUCGCUUUGAGACGCCAAGGAAACGUCGAUGAGGCCGAAGAAGUUCUUCAAAAGACGAAAAAUUUAGAAUCCCAGUUGGCGGAAAUGGAUGUUGAUAGAAAUGCAGGCGGAGAAACAGUCGUUAGCGAGGUUUUCAUGGCAGAAAAGGAUGUUGAUAGAAGUGCAGGUGGAGAAACAGUCGUUAGCGAGGUUUUCAUGGUGGAAAAGCCUCAAACAAGUACCGUUGCUGCGGUUUUUGUAGACGAUAAACCUCGAGUUGAUGCACACGAGUCUGGCUCAGUCCAACAGCGUAUCUUGGCUCACAAGCGAAAAGCGGUCAGUCUGAAGCGAGAAGGAAGGAUAGCCGAAGCUAAGGAGGAGCUAAAGCAGGCUAAACUUCUCGAGAAAGAGAAUACGACCAUGGAGAACAAGAACCUGGAUUCGGAAACGGGCGAACGAACUCCGGUUCCAAGUACGAGCAAAACAAACGGUUCGGAUGUGGUGCACGACACCAGGAAGGAGGAAACCGAUGAUUCGCCGCCUAAACUGUCAUCUCGUGACCGAUUCAAGUUGCAGCAGGAAUCAUUAAGCCACAAGAGGCAAGCACUUAAGCUGAGAAGGGAAGGUCGGACUGAGGAAGCGGAUGCUGAGUUUGAAUUGGCCAAGAAUCUCGAAAGUCAACUCGAAGCCGCCAACGAGUCAACGAAACCAGCAAGAAACGUCGAUGACGUCAGCGUCGAGGAUCUUCUUGAUCCUCAACUUUUAUCCGCUCUUAGAGAAGUAGGAAUAGAAUCUUCUCCGCCUGAAAAGGCUAAACCGGUGGUCAACAAGAUUCCGGCAGAGGCUGCCACUGCCAAACUGGUGAUCAAUAAGCCGGCAGAGGCUGCCACGGCCAAGCCGGUGAUCAAUAAGCCGGCAGAGGCUGCCACGGCCAAACCGGUGAUCAAUAAGCCUGAGACCGCAAACGAAGAUAGAACGGAGCUGGAAGAGCGGAUCAAGGCGGAGAAGGUGAAGGCGGUGAAGUUGAAACGUGCGGGAAAGCAAGCGGAGGCGUUGGAUGCGCUUCGACGAGCAAAAUUGCUCGAAAAGAAGCUAAUUUCGUUAGCGUAAAACCGAGGUUUUCGACCGUUUUAAACGGUGUAUUGUUGAAUCGAUAUGAAAUUUUUGAUUCAUAAAUUGUUCCACAACUCUUUUGAGGAAUAAAAUUUGGAUUUAUGUAUCAAAAUGUAACGAAGUUUGUAAUAAAUUCUAUUCAGUGUAACGAUUAAUAUCUGUUCUUUA
Molecule: messenger RNA, 3394 nt
Organism: Cynara cardunculus var. scolymus (artichoke)
Lineage: Eukaryota; Viridiplantae; Streptophyta; Magnoliopsida; Asterales; Asteraceae
Exons: 3
Coding region: 329-3223 (964 amino acids)
Molecular function (GO): protein binding; metal ion binding
Source: RefSeq, a predicted model, not a curated record